GGAGUAUUAAUACUUGCUUGCCAGCAAGCGGAAGUUUAACAGCAGAGCCGGUCUGUUGGGGCAGCUUGCCGGCCACGCAGGAUUGGCGCGGUAUUGAACUUGAAGGCCCUAUGGUGGUGUACUCUGAUGAUCAUGCCUUUUCGAAUGGCCAGCUUUGCCAGCCAAUAAUAGUAGAAACUGAAGAGCCGUUGGGGGUGUCACCGAAGGGAGGUGCAAAGAACAGUGCGUUAAUCAAGCCUCGGGAUCUUGACAAUCUUAGGAAGGGACGCCCAGGGUGCGCUCAAGAAGUGAAUGCCAGGGAAUAAGUGGUCUUCAAAGGAUGACCAAUUGCUGCUCUGACUUUGUGACCACAUUGACUCCUAAAAGUUCAUGUCCAUGCACGCCAGCUAGGUUGCAUGUCACAGCGGCAGUUCCUAAACCAGCUCGCGGUUGUUUAUCAAGUGCUGCAAGGCGAGAGUGGACCGCCAAUUGGUGGUGGCCUUGCAAGAAAAAUCUCCGUGGUGUUAUCAGGAGUGGUAGAAGCCCAUGGUCAGAGUCAGUGCCUUCAAAAUGCAGAGUACAAAGCUGGGGAAAGAGGAGCCCAGGCCCAAUAAUCAGCUUGCGAUGCAGUGGUGCCAACAUGGCAGGCAGCCAGCCCAACACCCUACCUUUGGUGGCCAAAGUGAAUGUCCAAGCCCUCAACGUCCCCCUUCUGAGCCCGUUCACGGUGGCCAGCGCCGUUGUGGAACAAGUGAACAAUGUAGCUGUUCAAGUCAUGCUUUCAACUGGGCACUCUGGUUGGGGAGAGAUUUCAAUCAUGCCACCCAUAACGGCGGAGGACCAGCCGUUUGCGCUGGACGCAGCCAAGAGAGUUGCGCAGUGGCUCCCAGGACAUGCUGCUAAUCCUUGGCAAGCAGUGUUGAAAGAAGUUGCAGCGCACAUACCUGGACAUCAAUAUGCUGCGGUGCGUGCGGGGUUCGAGAUGGCGCUGCUAGACGCGCUGGCUCAAAGCCAGGAAGUGCCCCUAUGGCGCUUCUUCGGGGGAGCGUCUGACAGGGUCACGACGGACAUCACAAUUCCUAUCUGUCCCCCUCAAGAGGCUGCUGCCCUUGCUUUUACUUACAAGCAGCAGGGUUUCGAGACCAUAAAGACGAAGGUUGGAAAAGAGCCGAAGGACGACAUCAUUCGUUUGCGGGCCAUCAGGUUCUCCCAUCCCCAGUGCAGAUUGAUUCUGGACGCAAACGAAGGGUACACGCCCAAUGAAGCGCUGGACGUCCUGCGGCUUCUUCAAGACGCUGGGAUGAGCCCAAUCCUCCUGGAGCAGCCGGUAGCCCGAGACGACUGGGAGGGCCUGAAAGAAGUCACGCAACAAGCGAAUCGAGUCUACGGAGUUUCCGUGGCGGCGGACGAGAGCUGCCGCAGCGCCGCUGACGCGAGGCGGAUCGCAGAGAACAGGAUCGCGAACGUGCUUAACAUCAAGCUGGCGAAGUGCGGGGUGGCCGGAGCGCUCGAAACGGUCGCCAUCGCCAAGGAAUAUGGGCUGGAGCUCAUGAUGGGGGGCAUGGUGGAGACGAGGCUUGCGAUGGGGUUCGCUGCUCAUCUUGUCGCUGGAGUUGGCGGUUUCAGGUACGUCGAUCUCGACACGCCGCUCCUCCUCGCCAGCGAUCCAGUGCAAGGGGGAUACUCUGCAUCGGGGCCCCAUUACUCUCUUGGCUCCACAACGGGACACGGAGCUUCGUUAGCUGUUGUUGAGUCGUAGGAGACAGACUCGAUUUCGGAUGCGAUCCGAGGGUCGAUACUCUUGCUGUUGAUUAGUGUACAGCCGCAUGGGACGAGCAGGGACAUAAGGUCCGUUCAAGCCCCAUCAGUGACCGACAAUUUGCUGUCGAUAGUAGACUAUUGUACGUUGUUCUGACCUGCACGCAAUUUUACUUCAGUACCAGAAUCUACUCUCAAGCAUUUCCUGCAAGCGACGUCCUUAUUGCAUGUGAAGCGCCC
This is a messenger RNA of Klebsormidium nitens, 1977 nucleotides long. Lineage: Eukaryota; Viridiplantae; Streptophyta; Klebsormidiophyceae; Klebsormidiales; Klebsormidiaceae. The record is from the annotation of a GenBank genome assembly.